UAUAUCUAUAAAUAACCAGGUCAGGUGAAGGUCGUUUGAUAAAGGUGUACAAAUAGAUGCUAUUGUAAUAUAAAGUGGACUUAUUUAUGUUGCCACUUAGCAGAUAAAAAUGUUCCACGAGGUCAAAGGAAAAAAUAUCACAUUCGACAAAAAUAGAACGACAGCUAUCUGGAGCCCGGUUCAGACGGGUGGUUUACUGUUUACAGAAAAACCACUGACCAUCAGCGACCCUGUGACCUUGACUUUGCAGGGAUCAGGUGCAGUAGAACUUGGUAUUACUCAAGUAGACCCAGGAACUCUUCGAGGGAAGGUCCCAGAGUCUUCAAGUCAACUGGAAAAGUAUCACUUUCUGAAUGAUGUAAAGAUUCACAAGCGGACGUGUGCUAUGUGCAUACGAGUGGAUGAAGUAGCACGGGAGGUUGUAUCGAGUUAUGGUGGUGGACAAUACAAACAAGGAAUAGACCUGAAUGAACAGUAUUGGCUAGUUGCGGAUGUGAAAUAUGGGGCCGUCGACCUAAAACUUGAUAAUUCCGGUAAUAACCACAUACGUCAUCUAUUCUCCGAGUUGUGUGGCGGUAACAUCAAAGUAUUAAAUGACCCAACUGCUGCGACUAGCCAGACGAAAAGUCCUGCUGCACUUUGCUUUUACUCGGAACCUGUGGAAACCCAGAAGCAGUAUGUUCUACAUUGUUCACCAAAAGCCUACCAUGGCACUAUACCAGGAAGAUAUUAUGUUUUAAUGAGAUACACAAAUCAGUCGCCGCUCGAAUUCCGUCGGCAUAACGAAGACAAAUUUGACAUUUUAAACCAACGUGAGAGUUUAUCGAGCUCAAAACCAGACUGGUUUCAAAUUGAAAAGUUUGAAAAAGAUGACUGUGCCGGAAAUCCCAUCAUUGUAGAGUUCACGGGAGAUUCUUUUAUAUACAAAACUGCUUCCGGCAAACGCAGCAGACAAAACUGCCGGGCUAACACAGAUUCCGAAGUCUGGCUGGUAUUUGAAUUGUACGGUAUCAGUGCAAGGCUCGAAAUCAUCAAUAUUUCAAACCGACAUGUUGUGGGUGGGGGCUGUACAAAUGUGUCUCUGACCCAGGGCGGAAACCUGGCGGUAACUUGUAUCCGUGAAGAAACUGAAAACGACAUUAACAACAUACCUUCAAAUAAUUCUGAAAACGAUCUUACCGGGAGUUAUACUGCUUCCGGUUAUAAUAUACCUGGUCCGGUUAGACACCCUGAUUUGGUAACACAGGCUGCUAGUCAAAUUGACGAUCCUGUGUCGCUAGAGAAAGCGAUCCAGAAAAACUUUACAACACUCAGGGACUCGUUUAUCGUUGACGAGUUUAUUGAUAACAUGUUUGAGAAUGAAGUAAUUACUCGUACAGAAUUCCAGCAGUUAGAAUUAGUCUGUCAACAAGACAAAACAAAAGCUACAAAGAAAGUGCUAAUGAGUCUUUCGUUACGACCAGUUAGUAAAAAGUUCAUCAUGACAGCUUUGGAAAAAACGAAACAACAAUUUUUGGCUCAAUACUUCUUCCCAGAGGAAGAAAAAGAAUAACUGUAUUUGACUGGCAAUUUUGUAGAUCGGUGAUCAUGGCAGUAGGCGGGGUGCUCGGAGUGGCAUUUUUUGUUUUAUCCUUUAAUCACGGUGUUUUAACGUGACGGUUUGUUUAACAUGAACGUAUUGAAACUGGUAAAUUUUUUAUAGUUUACACACGUCAACAUUUGUUUGAGAUUUAUAGGGUCUUGCAGUGUUCUAGUCGGGUUAGAAAUGUAACAAGGUAACAAGUAUUAUAUCGCCUGUUCCAUUUAGUUCAUCAUUAAACAUCAUAUCAGUUUUGUUUAGAUUUCCGUUACGUAUUGUACGGUAAUUGAUAUAAGAAUAUGAAAAUUGUGUUGUCGCCAUUCUGGUCGGUCUAUAUGAUUGUCCCACCAGCCCUGGUUCGAGGGACCACAAGCCCUGGUUCGAGGGAACACCAGCCCUGGUUCGUGGGACCACAGGCCCUGGUUCUAGGGACCACCAGCCCUGGGUCGUGUGAAUACUUCAUAACUUAAUAAGAAUUAGCGAACUAUAAAAGUACAAGGGUUAACUGAUUUUUGCUGUAUUUCUGUAGUUAUGGUAAUUUAUUAUGUAUGAACAUACUCGAGUUCUUGUCUCAUUUUGAUUUCGUUUUUUAAGUGAGAUAGGAAAACUUUGUGAGACAGAUUGUUAGGGUUUUUUACAGUGUCUGCUGUUAUGCUUAGCACAAUACUUUAUAACAUUGCACGUUUGUAACGCCGAUUUUUGUUAGAUAAGAACGACGUAACUACUGACGAUCAUAAUGUAUAUAAACAUGAUUGCUGUAAAUUCUGUGAAGAAUUUUUUACUUCUUUUUCUUCCAAAGAAAAAAGAAAGAAAAAAGGAAAGGAAUAGGGUAUUUCAUGUAUUAUAAUUUCGUUAUGUUCGGGUCCGUGAGGUAAAUUUUCGGAUCCGUGCGGUUAAUGCUGCAUCCGUGCGGUUAAUACUCGGAUCCUUGAGGUUAAUGUUAGGAUGGAUUCGUGAGGUAAAUGUUCGGAUACCUGAUUUUAAUGGUCGGAUCUAUGAGGUUACUUUUCGAAUCUCUGUGGUUAAUGUUCGGAUCCGGGAGGUUAAUGAUCGGAUCCGGGAGGUUAAUGUUCGGAUACCUGAUUUUAGUGGUCGGAUCAGUUAGGUUACUUUCCGAAUCUGUGAGACUAAUGUUCGCUAGCGAUUUUAAUGUUCGGAUCCAUGAGAUUAAUGUUCGAAUCCGUGAGGUUAAUUUCAAAAUGAAAAUUGAACAAAGACUCUGAUCUUUCCCAUUAGAUAUAGAGUAAAAGUGAAUCGGGUAAACAGUUAGUAGACCUAUUAAGUCGGAAUUUCGAUUAGAGUAGUUUCGGGUUAACAGUGCUCCACUGUAUUUAACAUGUUAGUUCUAGGUCUUAAAAUAAAUGUAUUGCCGAGUCAGUGUCAUGCAUAAUAAUCAAAGAUUAGCUGUGAAAAUAUGUUUUUAAAAUGUUGUAAAUAUUAUUUAUUCUAUGAAAAUCUCGUUUGGUCACAUGGUGUGUUCAUGAUGAUUUAAGUAAAGGGACGCAAUUUACACAUUUUUUUACAUCAAAUGGAUAUAUACUGAUAUAGUCAGUUUUCAAAUUUAUUUAAGAUACUGUCAUUUAUUUUUAUCUAUGUAUAUAUCAUUAUAACAAAUUGGUCGCAUCAUUUCAAGAGUUUAGGUUGUUUUUAUGUUGCCAUAACACCGUUCGUAUCGGUCAUGAUAUUUCAUCAGAGACAAAGAUAACUAUUAUAUGUUAUCUAUGUCUCUGAUUUUAUAAAUUAACAUUCUUAUUUUCUGUUGGUUUUUUUG
Messenger RNA from Ruditapes philippinarum (Manila clam), 3350 nucleotides. RefSeq lists its product as uncharacterized. The transcript is spliced from 5 exons. Lineage: Eukaryota; Metazoa; Mollusca; Bivalvia; Venerida; Veneridae. The record is from RefSeq and is a predicted model, not a curated record. Bases 110 to 1552 code for a protein of 480 amino acids. Gene Ontology annotation, molecular function: ubiquitin protein ligase activity.